Klebsormidium nitens is the source of this 2398-nucleotide messenger RNA. The record is from the annotation of a GenBank genome assembly. NCBI's taxonomy places the organism in Eukaryota, Viridiplantae, Streptophyta, Klebsormidiophyceae, Klebsormidiales, Klebsormidiaceae.
GCGGCGGGUGGGCCAGGCUGGCGCCGGCGGCAUUCAGCUGCAUUCUCUUCUCAGGCUCAGGAAGAAAGGAGGAAGAAUGGUGCCCUUGAUGGAGGGGUGGUCGCUUGUGUAGACUUCGGGUUCUUGAUCCAUAAAGCGGAAUCGCGUCUACCUGUGGUCGACGGGUGCGAUCGCCUUUCCUGUGGACUCUGACGUGCAAAUGGGGGCAAAUAAUCACCACCUGUGAAGCGCGAGCAAAAUGGAAGAGCCUGGCGAGCACGCCUGGACAAAGUCGGGCGCCCACUCUGAUCCGCAGCAGAGUAACAAUCCAAACGCUCUCUCUCCCAUCCAGGCAUUUGUCACAAGCUCUGCUGGCCCCUCAGAUGGUUCCGACACCUCGCAGAGCGAGUUUAAGGACCUGCGGCAGCUUUCCCCAGAUGUCCUGAUCCGCAGGAGCCACCAGUCUGCUGUGCCUGAGGAGGAGGGGCCUUCCACCUCGGGGAUAGAUUUAAUUGAGGAAGCUUCAGUGGUUUCUGCUGCAAAGGGAUCGGUGUUGCGACAAGAGAAGGGCGAUGGCGCGCUUCAUCAGCCAGGCAUUCUGUCCAAGAAUGCCAAGAACACAGGCUCUCCCCCGGCAAUUCCCGCACGGGCGGUGCUCUCGGAGAAGUCACCUAUAUCUGCCAUCAAAUCUUCCUCCAAGCUGCGGAGAUCGCUCACUCCUGAUCAAGCACGCCCCCCGAGGCACAAGCGCAAGGGUUCGCUCGAUUCCCUCCUGCUGCCCCCCAACUUCACACAGAGCCAGGUAGAUGCCACAAUGCAUAGGCGCAAGUCCUUGCUAAACCCUGCCCUAAACCCCGGCCUAAACCCUGGCAUGGAUUCUUCGACCACUUCUCCCCUGCGUGGCCAUUUGGUGAGGACGUCUUCUCUUGGAGCUCCAGGAAUGCCACUUUCCGGCCCAGAGAUCGACUUCUGGCGGCCAGAGGUUGGAUCAAGGCCGCUUGUGGGGAGUGUGAAGCUGCACGAGCGCAUGGUGUUCCUGUGCUACAAGGACCCUGCCUCAUGGCCCCCCCGGAUAGAGGCCGCUGAGGCGGAGCGCCUGCCGAAGAGGCUCGCGUCUGCAAUCUACAUGAAGAGAAAGGUGCUUCCGCAGAAGACCAAGUUCGCACUCUGCGAGGGAAGCGAAGGAAGCGAGUGUGACGUCCUCAUCUUUCCUGACAUGAAGCGAUACAGUGCGGUGACUCACUUCGACAUCGACCACCUGAUCGAGUUCCUCCUCACCGGCAAGGAGAAGGUGCUGCGCUCGCAGCGAAUCACGGGCUGCCACGUGUUCGUAUGCGCCCACGCCAGCAGGGACGCGCGCUGCGGAUCCUGCGGACCCCCCCUCGUGCUGGCGUUUCAAGCCGUGGUCCAGGCGAAGGGCCUGGAGAAAACGGUCCACGUGCGCGCGUGUUCGCACGUCGGGGGGCAUGCUUUUGCGGGCAACGUGAUUAUCUACAUGGAGCGGGAGGGGAAGAUUGCUGGGGACUGGUAUGGUUACGUCACACCUCGUGACGUUCCGCUGAUCGUCGAACAGCACAUCGAGGGCGGACGGAUCGUCGACAAGCUGUGGCGCGGCGCGAUGGGCCUCACGGCAGAGGAGCAGCAAGCGGAGCUACGGAGAAUAAGAGCCGUUCAGGACGCAGAGGGACCAGAGCCCGAGGCAGCGCCGUGCGACGACUGCACGUUCUUGAAAGUCGAGGAGAUCGAGGAACUCGUGAAGGAAGGCGUCUGCGCUCCGCACGACCCGGCGAAACUCGACAAAGCGUCAAAUAAAACCGGCUGCUGCGGCCCAAAACCUGUGGACGGACAGCAAUCCAACAGCGCACCGGCAUUAAAGUCAAACCCGGGGACCAGCGACGGCUCUUCGCUUUUUGUGUCGGUAGCCGCACAAGUCAGGCGGCUGCAGUACCCGGAUGUGUCUUCCUGGUGGAAGAAGCUUGAUGCCACGGAUAUAGCCCUGUGUGGGGCGUUAGCGCUUUCGGGAGUGGCUUUAUGUAUAGCAAUAAAUCUGCAUACGCGUAGUAGGUAAUUGAUACUGCUGCAGCACGCUUUAUUCUUUGUAGGUCGUCGACAAUGAGCUGACGGUGAGUGGUACGGUAUGUAAAUAUUGCGGAAGAUUCAUGUGAGCGGCGGUCCAGCCCGAGAGAGAGAACCGAGAUAAGGGAGGGUCGGUGAGAUGUUGAGCCCAUCAACCCCGCAAUUUUGAUCAAACCACCAAUACUUUGAUUACUAUGACUCGGUGACUUUUUUCAUUUUUUUAAACUUCGAUGGCCAUAAGUGUUGAUUAGACUAAUAGCCACCUCAGGCUGGACCAAUCUGAACAACAUUCUUUUGUAGUUAAUUUUAAUAUUGUGAUUAGGCGGCAUCUCAAGCAAAAUGG